GAAGCUAGCUACUCGGCGGCUAUCUGCAGGCGGAGGCAGAGCUCUUCUCACCAGCGUGUGUCCUGUUAAACUGACAAAACGUCUUACGCAAUGAGAGGAGAUCGUGGCAGGGGCCGAGGUGGCCGGUUCGGCUCCCGCGGAGGUUUGGUCCAAGGGUAUCGGCCCUUUGUCCCUCACAUACCAUUUGACUUCUAUGUUUGUGAGAUGGCCUUUCCUCGAGUGAAGCCGGCCUCUGAUGAGACUGCUUUCAGUGAAUGUCUGUUGAAGAGGAACCAAGACCUCAGUCCAACCCCCUCUGAACAGGCUUCCAUUUUGUCCUUGGUCACCAAAAUUAACAACGUCAUUGAUAACCUAAUUGUGGCACCUGGAAACUUUGAAGUGCAAAUUGAGGAAGUAAGACAAGUGGGCUCCUAUAAAAAGGGCACCAUGACUGCAGGACACAAUGUUGCUGACCUUGUGGUUAUCCUGAAGAUUCUGCCCACCUUGGAAGCUGUUGCCGCCUUGGGAAACAAAGUUGUUGAGACCCUGCGAACCCAGGACCCUUCUGAGGUGUUGUCCAUGCUGACAAACGAGACUGGAUUUGAGAUCAGCUCUGCCGAUGCCACAGUAAAAAUCCUCAUCACCACUGUCCCACCCAAUCUGCGCAAACUGGACCCAGAGCUUCAUUUGGACAUCAAGGUUCUGCAAAGUGCUCUGGCAGCCAUUCGUCACGCUCGUUGGUUUGAGGAGAAUGCUUCUCAGUCAACUGUGAAAGUUCUGAUUCGCUUGCUGAAAGACAUUCGAGUCCGAUUCCCUGGAUUUGAGCCCCUCACUCCCUGGAUUCUGGAUCUGUUGGGACACUCUGCUGUCAUGAACCAUCCCUCUAGGCAGCCUUUGCCACUCAAUGUUGCCUACAGGCGCUGUCUUCAGAUGCUUGCCGCAGGUCUUUUCCUGCCUGGUUCUGUAGGAAUCACUGAUCCCUGUGAAAGCGGAAACUUCCGUGUGCACACCGUCAUGACCCUGGAGCAGCAGGACAUGGUGUGUUUCACAGCCCAAACACUGGUGAGGGUUCUCUCUCACGGAGGAUACCGGAAGAUCUUGGGCCUUGAAGGAGAUGCUAGCUAUCUUACUACUGAGAUGUCUACUUGGGAUGGAGUGAUCGUUACGCCAUCUGAAAAGGCCUACGAGAAACCUCCAGAGCGCAAGGAAGAGGAGGAUGAAGCGCUGGAGGAAGGUGUAGAAGCAGAAGAUGAAAGCAUGGAGACCCAGGAAUAAUGCAGGGGUCUCUCAGCCCUUUGGCUCAGUUGUAUUUAUGUUGUUGUUUUUAUUUUUUAAAUAUUAGAAACCUGUUCCAUUUCUAAAUUGUUUUGCCCAGAAGUCUCCUGCACAUUGGUUUCUGUAAGUUUGUCUGCAUCUUCUACAGUUAAACUCAUGGUAGUAAACCGCUACAACAACUUCUCACCACAGUUCAUUCUGUUACGGUUAUGUUUGGGAAGCAACGUGGAAAUCAUUUACUUUGUUUUCGUCUGUUUUUGAUUUAUAUUUUUAUCAUGAUUGAGCAAGUAAAAUUUUUUAUUUCCUUUUUAC
Messenger RNA from Danio rerio (zebrafish), 1566 nucleotides. It is a transcript of the gene ilf2, whose product is annotated as interleukin enhancer binding factor 2. Lineage: Eukaryota; Metazoa; Chordata; Actinopteri; Cypriniformes; Danionidae. Gene Ontology annotation, cellular component: nucleus. The record is from RefSeq and is marked validated.